CGCUCGGGUUCCAGCCGCAGCCAGAGCAGAGACGACGUGACAACCGCGGACACGCGCGCUCAGAGCAUCCUCACCUUGGAGACGCGAGCUUUUGGAGAAGACUUUCAAACACGCGCAGAGCGGCGUUCAGAAGACUUGGGCUCAACAGACCCUCACGCGCACCUCCCGACAGCCACCUGUAGCCCCCCUCUCCCCGCAGAAGACCAGUCUCCUCCCGACCGCUACCUGUAGCCCCGCCGCUCCGUCCCCCCGGCUCCUCGUGGUAGAACACCGUGUUCCCGUGAUGUCAUACCUGUGGAUCCUGCUCUUAGGGAGCCUGCUCGCGGGCAGCGCCAAGGCACAAGAGGAGACGGCAGAUAUAGAUUCCCCUACUGACACUGCUGUAGAGGAAGAAGCUGUAGAAGAAGAAGCUCCUGCAGAAGAAGAAGCUGUAGAAGAAGAAGCCACUUCAGAAGAAGACGCUACUGCAGAAGAAGAAGGUCCUGCAGAAGAAGAAGCCACUGCAGAAGAAGACGCUACUGCAGAAGAAGAAGCUCCUGCAGAAGAAGAAGCCACUGCAGAAGAAGCUCCUGCAGAAGAAGCCACUGCAGAAGAAGCUCCUGCAGAAGAAGCUCCUGCAGAAGAGAAAGCUACUGAGGAAGAAGAAGCUACUGCAGAAGAAGAAGCCACUGCAGAAGAAGAAGCCACAGCAGAAGAAGAGGCUCCUGCAGUAGUAGCAGCUCCUGCAGAAGAAGUCACUUCAGAAGAAGAGGCUCCUGCUGAGGAAGAGGCUGCUGCUGAAGUCGAAGCUCCUGUAGAAGAAGAAGCUACUACAGAAGCAGCUCCUGCUGAGGAAAAGGAUACUGCAGUAGUAGCAGCUCCUGCAGAAGAGGAAGCCACUACAGAAGAGGCUACUGCAGAAGAAGAAGCUGUCACUGAAGUCGCAGUUAUUGCUGAAGAGGUGGCUCCUGCUGUAGAAGCAGCUGCACCUACUGAUGUCGAAGAAGAGGCUCCAACGCCUGUAGUAGAAGGGGAUACACCAUCUGAGGCAGCAGCUGACGGUGCCAAGCCGAGUGAAGGCGCGGAGGCAGUGGCAACCCCGGAGAAUGUUACGGAGUCUCCUGGGGAAGCCAUCAUCCCCGUAGCGGAAGCUCCCUCAGACGACCAGUUUGACUUGGCAGCUGCACUGGGACCGGUCGACCAGCCGUCACGCAAUGGGAAUAGUCGGAGUGGUGGCUCUGUUCCACACACAUCUGAAUCAUCAGCAGACGGAUCAGUGGAGGGAAAAUCCGCGGGCUCCGGGUCCCUGGCCGGCAUCCUGAGUGCCCUCUGUGUGGCGCUGGUGGGCUCCGUCAGCGGCUACUUCGCCUACCAGAAGAAGAAGCUCUGCUUCAAGAACAGAGAAGCUGACCCUGAAGCAGCCCGGAAAGCUGACGCGGCAGCAGAAGCUGAAUCAGACCCCCAGGUCCUUAGCACCCUGAUCACCUCCUCCUAGACCGCCAUCACAUGACCCUCAUCGACCAAUCGCAGCGGUGACUGUAGAGUAACGAGGGGGGUUUCACUUUAGGGUCGUGAACAUCUGACAUGCACGUUUGUGUGUGUGUUUGCACACAAAUGUGUUGAAGUUGAUGUGUGUGUGUGUUUAAAUAUGUCAGAGAAGGAGCAUUGAAAGAGAAUUUGAAUUAUUAUUGAAUAAUUCAAUUUGUGGGUGAUUUUGUUUUUUGUUCGUGAGUCCCUGAGACAAUUUGAUAAUCAAUCCCCUUUAACUUGUGUACAAAUAAUAAUCUGAAAUGGUAAACUAAACUGGAACAGCUUUUCUUCAUGUUUUGCACGAGAGUUCGGAUUUCUCAGCAGCACUCAGUGCACUACAAUGGGUAUAACAGUUACACAAUACACACAACAAAGACACAUAGUGCAAACUUGUAUCUGCUUGGUUUCAAUCCGGUAAUCGUUGUACACUGUGAAUGUAGUUGGAGCCCCUGAGCUGCGACAGCAAUAGACAGGUGGCAGGUUCAGCCAUUCUGGAGCACCCAGUGUUCAUUGCAUUCCUACUGCACUGCUGGAGCACUUUGACUUCACACACGCUUUGGACAAAGACUAAUGCAAUGUGGCCGGCUCACUAGAAAGGCUUAUCUCUGAUACAUGCUGGGUGCAUCCUUCAAUGGCUGGGGCUGCUGUACUGGACCACGAGAUAAAGUGUUCGGUGGUCCGAUCCCUCCUAGACUGGGCCUGUAUGUGGUAUGUUCAUGUGUUAUGUGUGCAUACAUACGUGUGAUGUGUGUGUUUUUUGACUGGUUGGUUGGUGGUGGGGAGUUUCCAUGUUCUGGGUGACCACUGUUCCUCUUCUUAGUGAAUUCAGGAAGCACGUUCAAGCAGGGUUUCAAAUUAAUAUUCAAAUAAGACAAAAAAGUCUUUAUUUGAUGACAACACCUGAAAAUAAAAAAGGGACAAGUCACUGUUCAAAUCCACAAGACCUUUUAGUUGUCAUUUAUUUCAUUUAUAAUCUCCUGAAUUGACUCAAGUGAGGUAGGGUGAACCUCCUUUUUGUGUCUGUCGACAAUGCGUCCUCCAGAGUGGACGGACCAGUGAUGUUUGGUGGCAUACUCUUGGAUCUAGUGUGUAAAUCUAGUUGUGAUGCAGUCCUGUCUGCGGUGCCUUCCACUGACACAACGCUCACUUGAACGAGCUCCAGAAACAAACGCAUUUAAAGCGCACAUUUUGGGCCAUUACGAGGAAUGAUAAUGUUUGCUUAGUUUACAAUCUCAUAACAGGAAUCAUCUUUAUCCAAUCAAUGAGUGACGGCUAGCAAAGCAUGGGAACCAUCGGACCAAUGGGAAGGGACGGGGUGGGGCUUUUGACUUUGUAAUGACAGUUAGAUGAUUGAUGUCCUCCCAGCUGCUUUGACUCUAGGAUAAAAAACAUCCUGAUCUGAGUGGCUCGUAUGUUUCUGGAACAGUUGAUCAAGUAGGUUGCUGUCGCUAUAUAUAUAUAUAUAUAUAUAUUAGAGCUAUCUGUUUCUCGAUCAAAUCCUUUCUGAUCAUUUAUGUAUCUUGUUAGCACCGCCUCAAAGCUGAUGCGAACAUCUUGUCAAGGGUGGAACUUCUCGUUCAAAUUAUAAAACUGGAUCAGAUGUUUAAAAUUAUAAAAUGGAUCACCCUUUUUCACCAUUUUAGUUCUAACAAUGUAAGAAUAUCACUCUGUUGCCUUGUUGUUUGAUGCCUUCCUUUCUGUACCAGCCUCCUUUGAUUUGUCAGAAGGGUUUUUUGUAUGAUGUGCUCAACGUCCACCGUUUGGUUUUAGGAGACAAUAAAAGGCUGUUGCUUGGCGGGCUAGCCGAGGUCAAAGACCUGAUGUGUGAUGGUCUGUUUUUAUAUUGCCCACAUAUCAUGGGCUCAGCCUCUUGAUGCGACCCAGGUCCGGUUCAUUCCUGCUCCACUGCUGUGUGUUCUGCCCAGCAACUAUACAGAACCCACAACACGAUUGGUUGCAUAUACUUUGAGGUAUAAAACUGAUUCACUAAAAUGUGUAUCCAGGCCCUUUAAGCAAGACAUCCAUACUUAAAGGGUAAUUCCGGUGUAAAAUGGAUUUGGGAUAUGUUUUGUAUGACAACGAGUUGAAACGUUCAUUUUGGAGCACAAAAACUGCUAUAGACGCUUUCUUCAGUUGGCCGUUUUUAGCCGAUUCUAUCAAACCGCUAUAAACUUGGAACGAUGGGGGCACUGGUUAUGGUAAAAACUAAAUCGCUAUUUUAAACCACUUAAAAGGCUAAAAGUAGCCCGACACUUCUUUGGUAGUAUAAUAAGGGUGUUAACAUAUAAAACGAGGCAUUGAGAACUUUUUAAGUGUUCAGAUUGUUUAUUAAAAAGGACAUUUUAUACACACAAUACCAUCAGUAGAUCACCUGUCGACGCCACUUUGUUUUUAAGACUCGAUAGGUAGAUUGACGAACACAGAGAUUUUGACAUCCAUCAGGAACACGCAAGCUGUGUUCGCCAAUCUACUUAUCGAGUCUUAAAAACAAAAUGGCGUCGACGGGUGAUCUACUGAUGGUAUUGUGUGUAUAAAAUGUCAUUUUUUUAUAAACAAUAUGUACACUUACAAAGUUCUCAAUGCCUCGUUUUAUAUGUUAAGACUCUUAUUAUACUACCAAAGAAGUGUCGGACUACUUUUAGCCUUUUAAGUGGUUUAAAAUAGCGAUUUAGUUUUUACCAUAACCAGUGCCCCCAUCGUCAAAUUUAUAGCGUUUUGAUAGAAUCGGCUAAAAACAGCCAACUGUAGAAGUCUAUAUGCGUUUUUUGUGCUCCAAAACUAACGUUUCAACUCGUUAUAUCCCAAAUCCAUUUUACACCGGAAUUACCCUUUGAGUGCUGCACAGUUAAGCCUUUACGGGAAUAUGUUAAUGGUCAAAAACUAAAGGACAUUCCCUUUAAGGAAGCUAGAAAUGAAUGCCUAUGUUAAACUGUGAAAGUCAAGCUGGAUGUGUAAAAGGGCAUUUGGCAAUAAGCCACAAUGAUGUAAUUGACGUAUGUCCUAUAGGUGAUCAAUUAAAUAUACUAUUCCUAUUACUGAUAAUAGUUGGUAGGUAGUGGAUGAGCUGUACAUCAUACCCCCCUCCCCCCCACACACACAUACUCACUGCGCUUUGGGUACCGAGAAAAGGUAUAUGAAUUCAAUCAAUUUGUUAAUUAUUACUAACACAAAAUAAUAUAUGGGGGGGGGGGGGGGGGUUGUGUGUGCACGAUAGCUUUGUUGUGUGUGGGUGGGUGUUUUUUAGCUAAUCUGGCCCCAAGAUGUGAUUGGGCUCCAAAGUCAUGUUGUUGAAGUUAGUAAGCAUUCCUUGUUACCAAUCAGGAAGUUGUUGGGAUCUAUGGCUCGCUGCUUCCUAAAGUGCACUUCCAGAAUAUUCCGAGGACAUGACAAUUGACUCCAUCCAAUUCUGCCUUAAACCGGUUCACAGUUUUUUUCUAAGAAAUACUAAACAAAAAAGGGAUCAAGCUGAAAUGUUUUAGGAAGAAUUGAGUCCAAUAUACUUUUAUCUUUGGUUAACCUAACUCAAUGAAUUCAGUAAAUCACUUUUUUAUCCUGGUUUCGGGAGCAAAAAGAGCAUUUCUAAUAAUUCAUGAAGACUCAUAUGACUUUGAUUUCACUAUUUAAUUAUUGUCUUUGUCACAUUUUAUAUUUCCUUCUAACCGUCUGUAAGCUGGCACAUGUUUGUUUUGUUUUUGUUGUGUAAAUAAUGUUAUAAGUCAAUAAACAAUGUUUUUGUGGGGGCUGGAGUCUCGCUCUCUAAGAGAAAAA
This is a messenger RNA of Gadus macrocephalus (Pacific cod), 5277 nucleotides long. RefSeq names its product fibrous sheath CABYR-binding protein. Gene Ontology annotation, biological process: T cell extravasation; homotypic cell-cell adhesion; positive regulation of neutrophil extravasation. The record is from RefSeq and is a predicted model, not a curated record. The coding region runs from base 284 to 1474 and encodes 396 amino acids. The transcript is spliced from 11 exons. NCBI's taxonomy places the organism in Eukaryota, Metazoa, Chordata, Actinopteri, Gadiformes, Gadidae.